UAUAGAACCAUUUCAUGCUCAAAUGGUUCUUUGCAUGUGGAAAUGGUUCUUCACAUUGAUGGAGAUGUCCUUUACUAAAGAUCCCUUGAAGAACCAUCUCAGUCUGUGCCAUGGCAGGGAAGGAAGAAGUGGACAGUGACCGUGUGGUCAAACAUAGGGAUUAAAACAGUGCCUUUUGCCUUUCAUUGUACAUUUUUCCACUGUCCAGCCUCACUGCUAAUAGAUUGGGGGCAUUCCCUGGUCAUAGGUUGGCAAAUGACGUUGCUCUGACGCAGCCAUGACUGGCCUUAUGUUUUUCCCCCUUCUUACGUCGUUUCUCGAAUGUCCCAACCCCACAUGGUUCGUAUUUCGUGUCAGUAUUAAACUUAUUACUAAUUCAUGACCAGAAAGGGACGCAUAUUGUCAGGACGAAUUGUUUGUGGCCAUCUCUGCCCCAUAUGUCAGUAGUAAUUUCAUAAAAAAAUCUCACGCCCUCGAGCUUUUUUGUUGACACCUUCUUUUCAAGCGUUUCCGAGCGUUAAGCUUGCGGCGAAGCUCCGCCCACCGCGUCACGCACGUCUAAUGAAUAUUCAUAGGAAAACUCAACGGAGGUUUUUCGUUGCGUUUUUUUCGCUUUUUUGACGACGACGGAGCGCGUGAGCGCGGUCGGAAUGGUAGCAAGAUGGCGGCGUUGAAGGAGGAGCAGUGUUACGGACUGUCCUGCGGGAGAGUGAGCAACGGCAGCAAUGUCUCCGUCUUUCACGUCAAACUCACUGACAGCGCGCUGAGAGCGUUUGAAGACUACCGGAGCAGCAAGGGCGUGUCUGCUCAACCACUAAUAAGAUUCACUGGAAAUCAAGGGAAAAUCUCGAUACCACGGUCGGAAAAUCCAAAUGAACUGCGAACGUUUACGUUCUACUUGUCCAAUGUGGGGAGGGAUAACCCCCAUUUUGACUGUGUACAGCAGUAUAUUACAAGUGAAGGGAGCAUACAGCUGGACUGCCUGGGAGGGAUCCAGGACAAAAUCACAGUAUGUGCCACCGAUGACUCCUACCAGAAGGCCAGGCAGAGCAUGGCUCAGGCUGAGGAGGAGACGCGUAGUCGGUCCGCAAUCGUCAUCAAGGCUGGUGGCAGAUAUGUGGGCAGGCGGGUCCAGAUCCGGAAACCGGCGGUGACCCAAUCAGAUGUGGCCCCAUCGCGGCGCACCUCACGUCCUGUGAUCAUCUCCAGCAGUAUGAAAAAGAGCACUGCACCACCAAGGCCGCUGAGGGAACGCCUGUUGCACCUGCUAGCCCUCAAGCCCUACCGUAAGCCUGAGCUGCUGGUCCGCCUCACCAAGGACGGCCUCUCGGUCCAGGACAAAGAUACGCUGGACAGCCUCCUGCAACAGGUGGCUAACCUGAAUAGCAAAGACAACACCUUCACGUUGAAAGACAGUUUGUUUAAGGAAGUGCAGAAGGAUUGGCCUGGAUACACCGAGGUAGACCAGCAGAUUCUGAAGAGGAUUCUUGUACGGAAACUGUGCAAGGCUCAGAGCAGUGCUCCAGCCCCUGGGGAGAGUCCAGUCAGCCCGCACAAAGAGCAGGCCAGCAGCUCUCCAUCCCAGAAAAGGUCUGCUGCAGACUUCAUCGACCCUCUGGCCAACAAGAAGCCCAGAAUAUCGCAUCUAACCAGCAAGGGUGUGCCGCCCAUAAACGGAAAGUUGAGUUCUUCCAACGGGAAGGACUCAUCCAGCUCUCAGGCAGCGGCAGAGAGCUGUUCCAGCGUACAGCUUCCGCUGCUGGACAUCUCUCGGCCCUUCGAUCCUCUGUCAGAUGUCAGCAAUGACUCCAGCCACAACGGCCGGGAUUGUGAAGGUCAGGAGGCAGCAGUGGCCGAGAGAUUGAGCCACCCGCCCACAUUCACAGGGAACUCUGGGCAGCCAUUGGUAGGACCGGGCUCUACAUCCCCAGUCGCCAGCAGCCAGGAGGGUUCUCAGGGCCGGACCAUCUCGCCCUCCCUACAUGGCAAGUCCAAGAAGAAGUCCAAAAAACACAAGGAUAAAGACAAGUCCAAGGAGAGAGACAGGGAAAGAGAGAGAACGCUGAAGAAGGAGAGGAAAGGAGGGGAGGACAGCAGCUCGGAGCCAAGGAAAUCCUGUGAGGUCACCGCAAGUCCGGACCUGAGCAGUAGCAGCGUUCCACAUAAAAGCACGGGUGCGUUUCACCACUCAAGCUUAAACUUUGUGGUGUCAGAUCUGAAUGGAAUGUGCGACAGCUCCAGCAUUUCUGCGUCUUCAUCCGAGAUGGCAGACUAUUUAUUAAAAUACACUGAGAUUGGCUCACAAGAGCAGCGUCAGAGCUACAAGAAUGACUUCAAUGCGGAGUAUAGCGAGUAUCGGGGCCUCCAUGCGCGGAUAGAGGGCAUCACUAGACAAUUCACCGUGCUGGAUGCUGAACUCAAGCAACUCCAACAAGGCACAGAAAAGUAUAAGACAAUCCACAAUCAGAUACUUCAAGAGUAUCGCAAAAUAAAAAAGACUAACCCCAACUAUAGCCAAGAGAGGAACCGCUGUGAAUAUCUCCACAACAAACUGGCACAUAUAAAGAAACUUAUAGCAGAAUAUGAUCAGCAGCAACUUCAAAACUGGCACUAACCAUAUUGUGUUUACCCCCCCCUUUCUCAUCUGGAAACAAGACAAUGAGAGAGAAACUUUGGAUUUGUGGGAUUUUUUUUUUCUUUUGGCUUGCUCUAAAAUACAGUUGCUCUAAUGUAAAAUGCCACGAAAGGAGUAUUUUCCCUCAUGAUGAGGGCCAACUGCUCUAGUGAGGGCAAUACAGACUGAUAAAUUCUUUCCUUUUAUUUUUCUUUAUUUUUUUUUUUCCUUUUUUUUUUUUUUUUUGUGAGGGGAGGGUCUUUGGCAUGUUUCGCCAUGCCUGACGGUGUAGUUACACUGCAUUAUGGGAAAGCCCUGUGUGGCAUCAGUUCUCAGCUUCCCUCCCUCAAAGCACACUGAUCUCUCAAAGAACAGAAGAGGAGAAUCCACCUUUGGGAUCACUUUACCAGCCCUUUUCCUUGCUUGUUAAACAGGGACAAGCAACACUGAAACAGAUUUAGCAAAGCAGAUCAAGUUCUCUUACUUUUGUUUAUUGAAGAAAAAGAAAAGAUUUAAGUGAAUAUCAUCUGUUUCCCUAUAUAUUGAAUGGAAGGUACUUUAUAUUUUCUUUUUUUGUAUUUAUUCUUUUUUUUUUUUGUCUUCCCUGGGGAUAUACCUGAUCUAUUACUGUACACUCCUCAGUAUGAAAUUCCUUCCUUUUCAACUCUUUAAAAAAAAAAAAAAAAAAAUCAGUAUUUAUGCAAGCGCUGCCUUAGUUUUCAGGCGGUCCAUAGUACGCAGUCCAUUAAUUGAGUUUCUCUUUCUUAUGCAAAGAUCCCCCUCCAGCCAUCUCAAGCCAAGACCAUUUAGCCCUUUCUUACAUUGUGUGCAAUGUUCUACAGGUAUCUUAUGUGCAAUGGAUGUGGAUUAAAUGCCUAUAGUAGAGAGAGGGAUAUGUCUAUUCAAAGGCUUUGACAGCUUUAACUUCAUACUGGUGAACUAUGGUUGUGUUUAAGCACUCACUUUAUUGAACCUGCUAUGCUAUGAAAUGAAAAGUACCCAUGCGAAUGAGCCACCAUUCCCAGGAAUAAUCCACAAUGUUUUAACCUAAUUUCUGUCUGUUACAUCUUUAGCAUAUAGUCCAAAACCACAGACAACAAUUUCAAGGCAUUUUCUUAUACAGGAAACCUAUUGACUUGAAACAUAAUUAUAAUAGAAGUUAAUUGGCAGGUGAAGCAUCUGCCCAUUGGGCCUCUAUUGUAAGUGCUUUGAGUCAGGAGAUUCCUAAGAGUAAUGUGGUAAGCGACUGCAGAUGUUGCAGAAAGAGACUACACUGAAAAACCGUGGACUGUUCUUUUAAGAAUACUUAAGCUGGGCAGUGUCUGAGUCAGUCAGGUGUGAUAUUGAAUGGUAGGAAACUUCAGCAAGACUGAUUGAUUCUUCAGAUUUGUGGCCUGCCUUGUUUUAUGCAGUCACCUAGUAUUACUAAAUUUGUACAAAAGCAUCAGACCAACCUGGGUGGACUCAUGCUUUUGGAUCAAGUAUAAGAUGGUAUUCCUCUCUCAGUCAAGAUUGUAUCCCUUUAAAAGUACCUCGCUUGUGCACACAUGGGGAGGCCCACAGUGUGCUGUACUUCUAAUGAUACUGUAUUGUUGCUCAUUGCUACUGGAUCAAGCCUUUUAAGUUCAAUGGUAAUGUAGAGCUUACUUUAAACUGCUUUUUUUUUUUUUCUUGGGGGGAGGGUACAUUUUUACCUUUUCUACCGUAACGCACAACCCGCAGUCAUCUUGGUGACGUCGUAUUCGUCCUGUUCUGCAGCAUUUUGAGACGACUGUUAAACUGCAUUGAGGGAUCAGUGUCUCUGUCACCAUGAGUGUUUUUCACCACUUUCCAAUCGCAUCUACAUGGGAUACACUCAAAACUCACGUCAAGCCUUGGAUAGAGUGACUUUGAAAUGAUUGAUGUCUCGAGUGCUCUCUGCAACCAGUUCACCCGUCAUCCUGUCCGAGCUUUUGUUGUCCCUGAUAUUGACUUAUGUUUAAACAUUAAAAUCCAGCACUUUUUCACAGCCUGUUGCUGUUACUCUUACCUGGGUUUUGUUGCAAGAAGACAUUUGCCUUGUCCAUCUAAAGUGCAUGCUUUUGUGAAUGUGCUUCAAGGAAAAAGACCAGUAUUUGCACCAUGGUGUCAUACCACUGUUGAAGGGCAUUCAAAUCCAAACAAAGCCUGAUGAGACUAAAAUGCACACCAAUGCUUGAAGAUGGGAAAAAUACCCUUAGUUUUCCCAUCAGUGUGAGAAACAACUGUUCUUUGUGCUGGGUCCGUUUUUUUUUUUUGUUUUUUUUUGGUGGUUACAGUAUUUUCCUGCGAGCCACAUUUUAUCUUGACAGUACAGUGGGAGGGCUGUGUUAGCCAAGUAAGAAGCUCCCAGUAAGGCUGAGAGGUCUUCCUAUUUAGCCUUAUAUCUGAAACGGACCACAUUUCAAUGGGAGCUUAUCAGCACAAGCCAGCGGGGCUGUUUUUCAUUUUUCCUUUGGGUAUUUCAUAGUUCUAAUUGGUGCUAAAGCUCAUGGGCACAAUCAGCAAACCCAGUACUGUUGGUUGGGUCUCGCAUCAUUUUAGGACUCCACUCAAUCUUCAGUCUGUCUUAAUUAUAAUAUCGCUAUCAUUUCGCUUUAGUUAUGCUGUCAGCGUUGCAAAAUAAAUUGGCUUAAAAAGUAAAUGCAACCCCAGAGAAGAUGGCAUUUGUUGGGAUUUGGAGUCUGCUGUGCUAUUAGCGUGAGCUUCAAAUACACAAACACCGCAAUCUGGGGUGAAUGUGCCAAAUGACCUGUUGUAUAGGUUUGCAUAAGAUGAAAUAUGCUGCUGUUUUAGCAAAAGGGGAGGCUUUGGAAAAAAGUUUUGAUGUUAACGCUAAAACCCAAAGCGUGCUUUUUGAAACAAUAAGGGACUGGGACUGAAAUUUGUCUUAGUAUUUCAAUAAAAUUCUUGGAAAACUUUCA
This is a messenger RNA of Pygocentrus nattereri (red-bellied piranha), 5556 nucleotides long. RefSeq names its product elongation factor RNA polymerase II (gene ell). The transcript is spliced from 12 exons. The coding region runs from base 662 to 2614 and encodes 650 amino acids. Gene Ontology annotation, biological process: snRNA transcription by RNA polymerase II; transcription elongation by RNA polymerase II; positive regulation of transcription elongation by RNA polymerase II. Lineage: Eukaryota; Metazoa; Chordata; Actinopteri; Characiformes; Serrasalmidae. The record is from RefSeq and is a predicted model, not a curated record. Gene Ontology annotation, molecular function: cis-regulatory region sequence-specific DNA binding. Gene Ontology annotation, cellular component: transcription elongation factor complex.